AUAUUCCAAGCUCUUUCUCUGACUAUAUAAUCCAUAACAAUGGUUCAAGGUACUUUCAAGCGUCAAGUUGAAGUUGGCCGUGUUGUCCUCAUCAACUACGGUCCCGAUUCCGGCAAGUUAGCCACCAUCGUUGACAUUAUUGAUCACAACCGCGCUCUUAUCGAUGGUCCUACCACCGGUGUCGUCCGUCAAGCUUUCUCUUACCGUCGUAUGGUCUUGACUCCUCUCGUCAUCAAGGAUCUUCCCCGUAACGUUGGUCAAACUGCCCUCAAGAAGGCUUUGGAGAAGGCUCAAAUUGUUGCCUCUUGGGAGAAGUCUGCUUGGGCUAAGAAGCUCGAACAACGUAAGGUUCGUGCCUCUUUGUCUGAUUUCGAUCGUUUCAAGGUCUCCAAGUUGAAGAACCAACGUCGUUUCGCCGUCGGUUCCGCUAUCAAGGCUGCCAAGAAGCAAUAAAUCAUAACAAUGCUUCAACAACUAUUGUUUUAAUUCAACGAAACAAUAAAAACAUUUUAUAAUUUAAAAAAAAAAAA
Messenger RNA from Mucor mucedo, 530 nucleotides. RefSeq names its product ribosomal protein L14-domain-containing protein. Gene Ontology annotation, biological process: ribosomal large subunit biogenesis; translation. Bases 40 to 453 code for a protein of 137 amino acids. The record is from RefSeq and is a predicted model, not a curated record. The transcript has 4 exons. Gene Ontology annotation, molecular function: structural constituent of ribosome; RNA binding. NCBI's taxonomy places the organism in Eukaryota, Fungi, Mucoromycota, Mucoromycetes, Mucorales, Mucoraceae. Gene Ontology annotation, cellular component: cytosolic large ribosomal subunit; ribosome.